AUGACUACACUGCAAGAGCUUUCCCUCGAUAUAUUUCAACACCUGACAUAUCUGCCCCAGGAGUUCGGGCAGCUGGUUGCUUUGAAGAAGCUGUCUCUGAAAGGCCUUGAACGGCUCACACGCCUGCCUGAAACAUUCGGGCAGCUGAUAGCUCUUCGGGAGCUGAAACUGUUGGAGUGUAGGCAGCUGCAGCAACUCCCCGACUCCCUAUGCCAGCUAUCUUCUCUCGAGCACCUGGAGAUCAGCAUGUGUCCGCGCCUCACGGUGCUGCCAGACGACAUGGGGAAGGGUCUGCACUCCUUGCGCCAUCUGCUUCUUCUCAACUGCACAGCUCUCACCCACCUCCCUCCAUCAUUUUCCUGCCUGGCGUCUCUAGAAACAUUCAAGAUUCUAUGCGCGAAACGCUUCAGGGGUGCGCUGCUGGACGGCAUUGGCUGUUUGAAAAGCCUCAAGGAAUUGUCGCUCGAUUCUAUGCCACAACUAUCCGCCCUUCCUGCCUCCUUCUCGGGCGUUUUUUCCCUCACCAGACUGGAAGUUGGAAACUGCCCUAAAUUAACGGUCCUGCCGGAGGGGAUCGGCCGGCUGGAGGCACUCGAGGAGGUCAGGAUCUUUGAGAUGUGCGGCCUGAUAUGUCUCCCUCCGGCACUUCUUGAGCUGCCUCGUCUGAGGGCAUUGGACGUGCGGGCGUGUGGUUCGCUGAGCGCUGUGCUAGGCGAUGAGAUGGUGCUGAGGCGCACUGCCAGGGGACUUGUCACCAGCAUCGCCUGCACGAGCAGCAGCCGCCCUUUGCUUCCUUCCAUUCUGAGCCUCAAGUUGAAAGCGCUUAAUGUGGAGUCGUUUGGUCCAUCCCUCGGUCGCCUCUCCUCUCUGACGCAGCUGAAGCUCCUCGAGGUGGACAAACUUGACUUUCUCCCUCAGUCUCUCUCCCAACUCUCGCACCUGCAAAGGCUCAAGAUUGAUUCGGCCUUUCACCUGAAAGCACUGCCCGAGACCCUUGGAGGGCUCGCAGGGCUGCGUGUUUUGCAGCUGGUUUACCUCUCGACAAUGCGGCACCUGCCCGAGUCUCUCGGGCAGCUGAAAAUGCUCAAGGCGUUGGAGAUUAUCGACUGCUACAAGCUGAUGCAGCUUCCAGAGUCAUUCCUAUCCCGCCGAGACACGAGAGGGGUUCCUGCAGGGAGAGAGGACGAGGAGGGAGAGGAGGGGGAGGAGGGGGAGGAGGAGGGGGAGGGAGGGGAUGCGGGAGAGGAAGAAGGGGAGGAGGGAGGUGAUGUGGCAGUGGAAAGGCAAGAGGUGGGCCAGGAGGCAGCAGAGGAGGAGAGUGGCGGUGAAGAUGAUGGCAUUGAGCAUGAGUUCUCGUUGGACAGUGACUGUGACAUGCAUAGGAGUGAUGAGAGGAGUGAUGAGAGGAGUGAUGAGAGGAGUGAUGAGAGGAGUGAUGAGAGGAUUGAUGAGAGGAGUGAUGAGAGGAGUGAUGAGAGUAGUGAUGAGAGGAGUGAUGAGAGGAGUGAUGAGAGGAGUGAUGAGAGGAGUGAUGAGAGGAGUGAUGAGAGGAGUGAUGAGAGGAGUGAUGAGAGGAGUGAUGAGAGGAGUGAUGAGAGGAGUGAUGAGAGUAGUGAUGAGAGUAGUGAUGAGAGGAGUGAUGAGAGGAGUGAUGAGAGGAGUGACGUAAGGUGGCGCGGGCUGCAGGAGGGGCGGGAAUGGCAGGUGGGAUGGACAGGAAUGGAAUUCAAGCACAGGAAGUGCAAGGGGGAGGUGGGGCGCAAGGGAGACAACGGGAACAAGGGGGCCAAGGGGCACAAGGGGGCCAAGGGGCAGUGCGGAAUGAGGGCGAGACACUGGAGAGCCAAGAUGGAGGAGGUGAGGGAGUUCCCGUCACUCCACGAUCCAACCGCACAGCACCUCACUAUCUCAGACCCCGGUUUCAGCGGCGGCAGGUUCAACAACAGCCUCCACUAUCUGCGCGUGCUCGCCGCCCACGUCUGCCCGCGCCUCUACGCCCGCCCCUCCCCCAUCACCCUCGCCCGCCUCUCCCCCAUCACCCUCUCCCGCCUCUCCCCCAUCACCCUCUCCCGCCUCUCCCCCAUCACCCUCGCCCGCCUCUCCCCCAUCACCCUCGCCCGCCUCUCCCCCAUCACCCUCGCCCGCCUCUCCCCCAUCACCCUCGCCCGCCUCUCCCCCAUCACCCUCUCCCGCCUCUCCCCCAUCACCCUCUCCCGCCUCUCCCCCAUCACCCUCGCCCGCCUCUCCCCCAUCACCCUCGCCCGCCUCUCCCCCAUCACCCUCUCCCGCCUCUCCCCCAUCACCCUCUCCCGCCUCUCCCCCAUCACCCUCGCCCGCCUCUCCCCCAUCACCCUCGCCCGCCUCUCCCCCAUCACCCUCGCCCGCCUCUCCCCCAUCACCCUCUCCCGCCUCUUCCCCAUCACCCUCUCCCGCCUCUCCCCCAUCACCCUCGCCCGCCUCUCCCCCAUCACCCUCGCCCGCCUCUCCCCCAUCACCCUCUCCCGCCUCUCCCCCAUCACCCUCUCCCGCCUCUCCCCCAUCACCCUCUCCCGCCUCUCCCCCAUCACCCUCGCUCGCCUCUCCCCCAUCACCCUCUCCCGCCUCUCCCCCAUCACCCUCUCCCGCCUCUCCCCCAUCACCCUCGCCCGCCUCUCCCCCAUCACCCUCGCCCGCCUCUCCCCCAUCACCCUCUCCCGCCUCUCCCCCAUCACCCUCUCCCGCCUCUCCCCCAUCACCCUCGCCCGCCUCUCCCCCAUCACCCUCGCCCGCCUCUCCCCCAUCACCCUCGCCCGCCUCUCCCCCAUCACCCUCUCCCGCCUCUUCCCCAUCACCCUCUCCCGCCUCUCCCCCAUCACCCUCGCCCGCCUCUCCCCCAUCACCCUCGCCCGCCUCUCCCCCAUCAACCUCGCCCGCCUCUCCCCCAUCACCCUCUCCCGCCUCUCCCCCAUCACCCUCUCCCGCCUCUCCCCCAUCACCCUCGCCCGCCUCUCCCCCAUCACCCUCGCCCGCCUCUCCCCCAUCACCCUCUCCCGCCUCUCCCCCAUCACCCUCUCCCGCCUCUCCCCCAUCACCCUCGCCCGCCUCUCCCCCAUCACCCUCGCCCGCCUCUCCCCCAUCACCCUCGCCCGCCUCUCACCCAUCACCCUCUCCCGCCUCUUCCCCAUCACCCUCUCCCGCCUCUCCCCCAUCACCCUCGCCCGCCUCUCCCCCAUCACCCUCGCCCGCCUCUCCCCCAUCACCCUCUCCCGCCUCUCCCCCAUCACCCUCUCCCGCCUCUCCCCCAUCACCCUCUCCCGCCUCUCCCCCAUCACCCUCGCUCGCCUCUCCCCCAUCACCCUCUCCCGCCUCUCCCCCAUCACCCUCUCCCGCCUCUCCCCCAUCACCCUCUCCCGCCUCUCCCCCAUCACCCUCUCCCGCCUCUCCCCCAUCACCCUCUCCCGCCUCUCCCCCAUCACCCUCUCCCGCCUCUCCCCCAUCACCCUCGCCCGCCUCUCCCCCAUCACCCUCGCCCGCCUCUCCCCCAUCACCCUCUCCCGCCUCUCCCCCAUCACCCUCUCCCGCCUCUCCCCCAUUGGCCCACCAUCCGCUUCCCACACGCCGCGACACCACCGUCGCCGUCGUCCUCCCCUCCCACCGCGACCUUUCCGUCGCCGUCGUCCCCCUCCCCCCUUCCCCAUCCCGGCGCUUUCCCGCCGCGGCCUCCUCGCCGCCGCCCGUGCCUUUCCGUCGCGGCCCCUUUCCUCCCUCUCCCUCCGCGAUUUCCAUCGCCGCGGAUUUUGCCGCCGCGUCCCGCGGAUUUCGCCGCCCGCGGAUUUCACCGCCGCUGAUUUCGCCGCCGCGUCCCGCGGAUUUCGCCGCGGGUUUCGCCGCCCGUCCGCCCGCGGAUUUCACCGCCGCGGAUUUCGCCGCCCGCGCCUCUCUGCCCGCGGAUUUCACCGCCGCGAUUCCGCCGCGGAUUUCGCCGCGGAUUUCGCCGCGGAUUCUGCCGCCCGCGCCUCUCCGCCCGCGGAUUUCACCGCCGCGGAUUUCGCCGCCGCGUCCCGCGGAUUUCGCCCGCGGAUUUCACCGCCGCGGAUUUCGCCGCCGCGUCCCGCGGAUUUCGCCGCUGAUUUCGCCGCCCGCGCCUCUCCGCCCGCGGAUUUCGCCGCCGCGGAUUUCGCCGCGGAUUUCGCCGCCCACGCCUCUCCGCCCGCGGAUCUCACCGCGGCGGAUUUCGCCACCGCGUCCUGCGGAUUUCGCCGCGGAUUUCGCCGCCCGCGCCUGUCCGCUCGCGAAUUUCACCGCCGCGACCGCUCCGUCGCCGCUCUCUGA
Closterium sp. Naga37s-1 is the source of this 4311-nucleotide messenger RNA. The record is from the annotation of a GenBank genome assembly. NCBI's taxonomy places the organism in Eukaryota, Viridiplantae, Streptophyta, Zygnematophyceae, Desmidiales, Closteriaceae.